Phycodurus eques (leafy seadragon) is the source of this 802-nucleotide messenger RNA. RefSeq names its product trafficking protein particle complex subunit 2 (gene trappc2). The record is from RefSeq and is a predicted model, not a curated record. NCBI's taxonomy places the organism in Eukaryota, Metazoa, Chordata, Actinopteri, Syngnathiformes, Syngnathidae. The transcript is spliced from 5 exons. The coding region runs from base 215 to 637 and encodes 140 amino acids. Gene Ontology annotation, biological process: endoplasmic reticulum to Golgi vesicle-mediated transport. Gene Ontology annotation, cellular component: TRAPP complex; nucleus; cytoplasm.
CAACUCGUCUGGGGAUAACGCAUCUUCCUUGGUUGACAUUAUUUCUGUUAUUUAUGCUCCUGAAAGGCGAGGAAUUAAAAAGUAAAUCGACAGAAUUGACAUGACAACUUCCGGUAACUCUAGCGUAUUCUUACCCGAUGUCAACGGUCGCCAAUCUUACUGUCCGAUGUUAUGACAUUGUGAGGAAUAUCUUCAGAGACAAGCAGAGUAAAUCAUGUCUGGAAGUUUUUACUUUGUCAUGGUUGGUCAUCAUGACAACCCGGUGUUCGAGAUGGAGUUCUUACCAUCGGGGAAGCCUGAAUCCAAGGACGACCACCGUCACUUAAACCAGUUUAUUGCACACGCAGCCCUGGAUUUGGUGGAUGAAAACAUGUGGCUGUCAAACAACAUGUACUUGAAAACUGUGGACAAGUUCAACGAGUGGUUUGUUUCCGCCUUUGUCACUGCAGGACAUAUAAGAUUCAUCAUGCUUCAUGACGUGCGGCAAGAAGAUGGAAUCAAGAACUUUUUUAAUGAUGUGUAUGAUUUAUACAUUAAGUUUGCGAUGAAUCCAUUCUAUGAGACCAACGCACCAAUCCGCUCCACAGCUUUUGAGAGGAAAGUGCAGUUCCUUGGAAAGAAACAUCUGCUUAGUUAAUUAUGUCACAUGCACAAUGAUCUAAAUGCAACAUGUUUCUUAAUGCAAUUUUGCUGUCUUGAUCGUGUCUUUUUUUUUUUUUUUUUUUUUUUUAAGUGUUUUGUGAAUUGCCAAAUGCACUGUACACACAAUUUGUCUAUAAAGCAUUUUUUUCUUCAUAAUCUA